Molecule: messenger RNA, 2726 nt
Organism: Formica exsecta
Lineage: Eukaryota; Metazoa; Arthropoda; Insecta; Hymenoptera; Formicidae
Gene: Scm
Product: polycomb protein Scm
Exons: 8
Coding region: 1-2142 (713 amino acids)
Biological process (GO): regulation of DNA-templated transcription
Cellular component (GO): nucleus
Molecular function (GO): zinc ion binding; protein binding
Source: RefSeq, a predicted model, not a curated record
AUGUCGUCCACGCAGAGCAAAAUACGAGGUCCAGGUCGACCACCAAAAUCAAAGAACUCUUGUACAUGGUGCGGAGAGACAAAACAACCAUUGAAAUAUGUUCUUCCUACUCAACACGGCAAGAAGGAAUUCUGUUCGGAAACGUGUCUGUCUGAAUCUCGUAAGACUUAUGCACGAGGUGCAUGUGUACAAUGUGACAAUGUGAUUAGAAGUACACCUGUUAGAUUAGAACAGAAGGAUGGUUCAACAAAAGAUUUUUGCUCUUCAUUCUGUUUAAAUGCAUAUCAAAAAAAGGAGAGCCAAGCUGACACAAAGAAAAGUAAUAGGGAUCUGGCAUCACCUGCACAAUCUCCUGCUCCAUCCGGAUUACCAAGUAGCAGUAAUGUACCAUCAACUACACAGUCUUAUACAAAUACGAAUAAUCACACAACCAUAUCUCAUUCACCAUCAACAUCUACUGGACCAUUUCAAUAUGAAACCUAUCAGACUUUUGAUUGGGAUCUUUACUUAAGAGAAACAAAGAGUACAGCAGCUCCAGUUGAAUGUUUCAAACAGCAUGAGGUUCCGCCAACAAACGAAUUUAAAAUCAAUAUGAAAUUAGAAGCAUUAGAUCCACGAAACUUAACAUCAACUUGUAUUGCCACUGUAGUGGGCGUUCUUGGACCUCGGUUGAGAUUAAGAUUAGACGGUUCUGAUAAUAAAAAUGAUUUCUGGCGAUUGGUUGACAGUAACGAAAUACAUCCGAUAGGUCAUUGUGAGAAAUCUGGUGGGAUGCUUCAACCUCCGUUAGGCUUCCGGAUGAAUGCUUCCAGCUGGCCAAUGUUCCUUCUAAAAACUUUGAACGGUGCCGAAAUGGCACCAGCAAAAGUAUUCAAACGCGAACCAAAGACACCACGUUCUAAUAUGUUCGAAGUCGGACAUAAGUUAGAAGCUAUUGAUAAAAAAAAUCCUCAACUUAUAUGCACCGCAACUGUCGGUGCAGUUAAGGAUGAUAUGAUACAUAUUACAUUCGAUGGUUGGCGCGGUGCUUUUGAUUAUUGGUGUCGUUACGAUUCCCGAGAUAUUUUCCCUGCAGGUUGGUGCUUUAAAAGCGGACACCCGUUGCAACCACCAAGGCAAAAAUCAACAGGUCCUAACAGAUUUAAAUCCAGAGCUAGUAAUGUUUUGUUAGUAAUGGCAGUUUCUGGAAAUAAUACUAGCAGAGAACCAGCAGUCGCAUUAGUGAGCCCUGCAGGUUCCAGCGCACCACCACAGCCAGCUACAGAACCUGAUACUAGUACAGCCAAUAUAAAACCACAUGCACUUGAAAAUGUUACAAUUUAUGUCAAUCAUAACUGUUCCUGUGGACCAUAUUUUGAUCCUCGAAAAGUGAAAGCCAUGCCAGCACAAUUUGGUAUUGGUCCUAUACUAAAUGUUGCAAGAGAAAUCUUUCAAGCAUUUUUAAUGGCAGCCAUGAGUCCUAGACAAAUGUUGAGCUUGUUGAAACGUGGUGAAGGUGAAACCAUAAACUUGACUCUGGAAAGUAAACCUGCCUCUGUUAGAUUACCGAUUUUUCUGGAAGAAGAAGAUUUUUAUAUGUAUAUUAGGCGGCAACUCGAAAAUCUAUGUGCAUGUGAACACAUGUUAGUAAGAAGAAAAGAGGCUUGCAACAAAUGUCCUAGUACGCAACAACCACAAUCUAUUAACAGUGAUGAAACAAAUAACAUAGUAGCAGAAAAAAGAAGAUGGUCAUCACAAAAUCAACAAAACUUAACAUCUACUACACAACAACAGCAGAGCACUGUACAAAGUAUAAAUAAUUCAACAGUAUCAUCUCCUACACUUGCAAAACAAUCUCGCAAGUCUGUUCCUGAACUUGAAGCAGCAACAUCUACUACUCAAUCUGAAUCUUCUGCAAAUCGCAUUCCUUCCACUGAACCAGCAGAAUGGACCAUUGAAGAUGUAAUACAUUAUAUUGCCAUUACAGAUCCAGCACUAGGACAACACGCAGAUUUGUUUAGGAAACACGAAAUUGAUGGCAAAGCUUUACUUCUUCUUAAUAGUGAUAUGAUGAUGAAGUAUAUGGGGCUAAAACUUGGGCCAGCACUUAAGAUUUGUAAUUUGGUAAACCGUAUUAAAGGUAGAAGACAUAUGCUUAUGUGAUUUUCUCACAUAUGAAUAUUUGUAUAAAAUAAUCUGAAUUGAUACAUUUCUCAAUGGCUGAAUUAGAUUAUGUUUUCAAUAAUGGAAACAAAUUAAAAUACAUAGGUUGUUACAAAUAAUGUGAAUAUACAUUGACAAUGGUUUAUUUUCGGAAUUUUCAUAUAUUGACAAUUUUAGGGCUUAAUUAAGAUAAAUUCAAAAUUGAACUUUUGGAUUCUUGUCAGAAGUUCUGUUGUUUCAUUAUUUCAGAAAAGUAUAAAUUUGUAUUAAUUAGUUGUAAUGCAAAUAUUUUUGUUAUUAAAUUUACCAUUGCCCUAUGAGUAUUAUAUAUAGAUUAGCCUAAUUCAAUUCCAUGUACGUAGAUAAGCAGUUAUCAACAUAUUGAAGUUGGUAUACUUACAUAUAUAUGAUCAGAAAAAAUAAUAUUUCCUACACUUUGUAAAUAGUUUCACAUGUCUUAUCUUAUUUUACAAUUUUUUAAAUCAUAUAUUUUAAAUACAUAUAUAUUGUAAACAAAUUUUUCUUCUGAUACUGAUACAAAAUUGUUCAUGAUAUUAUGAAAGAUUAAAAAGUUUUUCUAAUAU